Messenger RNA from Boeremia exigua, 567 nucleotides. RefSeq lists its product as uncharacterized. Lineage: Eukaryota; Fungi; Ascomycota; Dothideomycetes; Pleosporales; Didymellaceae. The record is from RefSeq and is a predicted model, not a curated record. The coding region runs from base 133 to 441 and encodes 102 amino acids. The transcript has 2 exons.
CGACGUAGCGUAGUCUGGCUAUGCACUACCAGGAGCAGACGAGAAGCAGAAAUGAGUGUCCUACCUGCAUGGGGGAGGUUCCUCCGACUGAUGGCUCGCGGGGUUUCAUUGAGAGCUUAGCCAAUCCAGAACAUGUACAACGCCCUCCUCGAGCUUCUGGCUUGCUGGAUGUAUGCCACGCCGGCCUGUGACUUAUGGAACUUGGACUUUUUACAAAGCUCGUUGAUUCGUGGAGAACUUGAGCAACAGACUACACGUAUCUCCCAAACCUGCGGUCUUCACUACGAGACACAUGAGAAGGUAUUGCACACUGUCUUCCUGUCCUUGCUAGCUGUUUGGUGGGAUGCCUUCCUUGAAGAAAUUAAUCUUCUGAGUACUGUACUUUACAGAACUGUACCUUCGCUGACCACUACCUGCCGUGAUGAUGCAUGGACUUCAUGAUCGCAAUACAUCAGAGAGUCUUGCUUGUAUCUGGACAUCACAUCGCCACGACUCACCCACGCCCAGCAGCGCAGCGCAGCAAUACAGACGCACCAAGGCAGCCAGCAACCCCACCGCACGCACCAG